UAUGGGUGGCCACAUUCCCAUUUCCAAUUCUGUUUACAACAGUAAGAUCCUACAUCGAGUGAUACUUAUUAAACAGACUUCUGUUGGUUGUGGUCUAAAUAGUCCUUGUAGAAAUGGAGGAAUAUGCGAAAUUAAAAACUAUCGCAGACUUUGCAAAUGUCCUUUAGGAUUUUAUGGGAAGUACUGCGAAUUACUUCUUGAAUACGAUUCAUGCUCUUCUAAUCCAUGUGGUAGUAACGGAGAAUGUAUAAGGCUUAUAAAGGGUAUUUCUCCAAUCUAUAUUUGUAAAUGUGCAAGCGGCAUAUUCGGAGGCCCUUGUCCUAAACGUGCAUGCCUAAAUACAUCUUUAUGCAAACCAAAUGGCAUUUGCUUAGAACUUCCAGGAGGUACCUAUCAAUGUCAAUGUCAUGAAGGAUACGGAGGAGUUGAUUGCAGCAUCACUUUCGGUACUGGUUUACCUCCUUUAAGCGAAGUAUACGGUAGUCUCCCUUCAAAAUACUCUACAAAAAGUCCAAUGGUUCCGCAGAAAUCUUCUUUAACUUGUCCCGUAUGCAGAACAACAAAACUUUGCAAUUCAUCAAUCAGAUACGCGAAUAAUUGCGUUUCUUGUGUUAGCGAAAUAAGUCUUAAUGGAUCAAAAGCUAUCAUAAAUAAACUUAAAUGCAGUCGGGAGAAAUGUGAAUAUUAUAUUAAUUGCAUAGAUUCGAAAUGCGAAACAAUUAAGAUGUGUUGUUCGAGUCGAAGUUGUAAUUUAAUGAUGAAAUGUUCACCUAAUACGUAUAGUGGAUUCUGUCGGAAACAUUGCCAUUGUAAAACAUCUUGCGGUGAUUUAACCGGUGAAUGUGAAACGCCAGAAUGUAAAAAGGAUUUUUACGGACGCUCUUGUGACAUAUUACAUAGAGAAAUAAAAUUUUGGCUAUAUACACCUCAACAAAUGUCUAAAACGACAGAGAGAUCUUAUUCAACACCAUGGAUUAAAGAUACAGAGAAACAAUUAAAACUAUGCUAUAAUUCAGACUUUAGAGGGAAGUGGGAACAGACUGAAUGUCACAAGAAACUCUCAGUCGUUUGCGAAAAAAAACCCAACUAUAAUAUUAAUCCGGAAAUUCAGAUUAAAAGAUACAGGAAACCGACAACAAGUGAUUUUGGAAUUGAAUGCUCUUUUGAAGAUUUAUCACUAAAGGCUUCAGUCUUCUGGAAGAAAGAUAAUCAACUUUAUCGAUUUAGAAACAAUGCGGAUAGAAUCGAUGUUGAGGACAUUAUUACUCAAUCAAAAAAUUACAUAGAAAGAAUUUUGGAUCAAUUCGAAGCUUUUAGCUUAGGAGAAAGAAUUACAGAAAAAUUAAAAUACCUCUUAAAGAAUAAUGAAUAUUUUCCAUUUAUAGAUCAAUCAUUUAACAUUAAUAUCGAUCUAAAGAAAUUUAGAGUUGACCAAUCAACAAUAAUCGAAAAUGAGAUUUACGUCAACUUUUUCGAUGAUGAAUUUAAUAAAAAUUUAACAUUUAUUAAAGAAACAUUAAAGUAUGGAUUUAAUAAAUUUAUUGACAAUAUUUAUUCAUUUAAUUUAUUGGAAAAUACUGAUAAAGUUACGUUAAUGAGAUUGGCUGAAAGUGAUGAAUGUCAAGAAAUCGUUAUACAGAAUUCAACUUUAGACUACAGUGCAAAAUUCUCUGAAGCUAAAAUUGGUACAUUUUCAAAAACAACAGCUCAGUGUGCUGAUGGAAGUCCAUUAGGAACUGCAAUAUGUUUAAAAAUAGACUCAGAAUAUCCUACUUUUAAGAAUAUUAAAUGGAAAUCUAAAAGAGAUUGUUACCCUGAACAGCUAAACAUUACACUGCAAUUAUCGAAGGUGUCUAAAAUGUCGCAAAGUUUGACUAAUCAAUCGGAUUCUGGACAAAUUACUCAUAUGACUAAGACAAUCAUUAAAAAUCAGAAUUUAUCUUCAACUGAUAUUUCAUAUGUUGGUGAAAUAUUGGAAAAUUUACAAACAACAAAAAGAGGUGUUGAAAAGCAAUCUAUAACUGAUGUUGUUGAGAUUGCUAAUGAAUUAUUAAAAGCCCCUGCUGAACAGAUUAUGAAAGCUCAAAUGACAACGAAAUCGAGCUCAAAAGUAAUUAAAGCUAUUGAAAAAGUUUGUCAUAAUUGGAGGGGAUCGACUAAAGCAAAAAUAUUUACGCCAAGAAUUUCUGUUGAAGUUUGGCAAGGAAGACAAGUUCCUUUCAACAGUUUCCUCAUUAAGAACAUGACUGACGAUCAUCUAUUACGAAAUGAAUCGUUUAUUAUGGAUAAUUUACCAGAUUAUCGUCUACUAAACGAUACAGCGGCUGGAAUAUUUUUUGAAAGCAGUUUAAACUUUUCAGAUGAGAUUCGAAUAGUGACAUCUGUAUUCUCAAAUACAAAACUAUUUUGGAGAAAUGCUACACAGAUUCCCAUUGGUAAAGUUAUUAGUGCUUCUAUAACAGACAAGAAAUUAAGGAAUUUAGAUCCUCCUAUAUCAACUGUUUUUCAACCUGAUAAUAAGAUAGAUAAAUUACAAGAGGAUAGGCUCAAAUGUGUUUUUUGGGACGAGAAGGUUGAAAAUUGGUCUGGUGAUGGUUGCUAUUUUGAUCAAACAAUAAACGGUAGAAUAUUCUGUAAAUGUGAUCAUUUUACCAAUUUUGCUGUCCUUAUGGACAUUGAACGGAAUGGUGCGUCUGAUGAUGAAGCACUUUCAUAUAUAUCUAUUAUUGGCAUAUCAUUAUCAAUAGCUGGUUUGGGUUUUAUUAUUGUUUCUUUUAUUGUUUUCAGAUCUUUUUCGAAGAAUAAGCCUCAAAUUUUAAGAUUUAAUUUAUCAUUAUCGUUAAUUGCUGUCAAUAUUAUUUUCCUUGUUGGUAUAAAAAGAACUGAAAACGACACUGCUUGUAUAGCAAUAUCUGGACUUUUAUAUUAUUUUCUUCUAACAUCUUUCCUAUGGAUGUUGGCCGAAGGAGUCUUAGCUUUUAUUAACUUUGUAAGAAUAUUUGAUAAUUAUACACCAAAUUUUCUCAUAGUUGCAGCUAUAUGUUGUUGGCUAUUACCUGGCAUUCCGAUUACUGUUUUAGCAGUAAUUGAUAAAAGUCUAUUUCUUGGGUUUGACGACUUGUGUUGGUUAAGUGAAACCCCAUUUUAUUACGGAUUUGUUUUACCCGUUGGAUUAAUAAUCCUAAUUAAUUUAAUCUUUUUGACAUUAACCUUGAAAAAUCUAUGCAAAAGACCAGAAGCUGCUAAUGGAAUAAACAAGAACAAAUCUUCGAAAGUUUAUACUUCUGCUAAAAAGUUAUCAACUUUAAAAGAUUCAUGUGACGAUCGUAGUUGCUUGAAUGGAGGCACAUGCGUUAUGACUAAGACUAAGGAGAGAAUAUGUCAGUGUCCCCCGACAUUUACUGGGAAAUCUUGUGAAAUUUUUGAGCAGACUUUCCCAACCUGUGAAACUUUUCAAUAUCCCAUAACAAACUCAAACACAGGAAAGAAAUACUGUCUUCUAUUAGAUCCAAGUAUUGCUCUUGUAAUUACUAUAUUAUUCUAUGAUAUCCAAAAUGAUUCAUUUACAGAUAAUUGGAUAUUUGGUAAUACCUUUGAAGAUGCUAAAAGACGUUGUGAAAAGACAGGCGGUUGGAUGUUCAGUUUGAAAAAUUAUUUAUCUUUCUCAAAAGAUGUAUCGACCAUAUUCGAAAAUAAAGUAGCUAUACCUUCAAACUUCGAGAUUUGGAACGGAUUUGAAAAGAUACAAUCCUCGAUAUAUUCUCUCUCUGAAUAUCCAAUUUAUUAUGGAAAGAUCAGUGACAACGAUCAAACUCUAGCAAAUUACGAUAAUGUUAAAAUUUGCUCAACAUUAAAUUCUCUUAGUAGUUCAUUCACUCUUGCAGCAGGCUAUUGUAAGGAAACUCUAUCGUUUGUUUGUGAAAAGCCUCAAAUGACAAUAGAUGACUUAGACUUGCAUAUAAAUGUGACAUUUUGUCCAAAGGGAUGGUACUAUUCUCACUGGUAUAGAAAAUGUUUUAUGUAUUCACUCCAAACAGUUACUUUUAACGAGGCAGAGAGAAAAUGUCAUGAACAAGCAUCAAAUUUGACUCGUCCAACAUCGAAAAUAUACAAUCUGCUUCUUUAUCAUAUAUCGUUGAUAGAAGAAACUAAGCGUAAAUGCGCAACUAUCAAUAGUCAGUGCAAGUAUGGUAUAAGAUGCAAAUUUACAUCAGAAAAAAAUAUUUCCAAGUGUGAAUGCUCUGCGAAUCCUAUAUGUCUUGCCUCUAAGCCCAAGUUAGAUAGACAGUUCUGUGGACCAACGGAUAAGAAUUGCACGGCCAAUGGUUGUCAAGACGGAUGGUAUGGCGAAAAAUGCGAUAUUUUUUAUGAGCCAUCUAACAUUUGGAUUGGGAUAAAAGCUAAUGACGAAAGUUUGGAUGCCGGUGGAUUAACAAAUCCUGAAUCGUUCACAAUUGAAACAAAGGGGCAAGGUCCUUGCUUAAGUACAAGUAGUAGCGGUACGUGGAAGGGAAAUAGUUGCUCUGAAAAUUUGACUUACAUCUGUGAAAUGGAACCGAAAUAUGAUCUAAAAGUAAAAAUUAAGAAAUCUUAUAUGAAAAGGAGAGAUGACAUGGGUCUUGAAUGUGAAGUUCCCUUUGAAGGAAAGGAAUUUCUUAAAGGGGUAUACUGGAAGACUUUGCAUGGCUAUCAUAGAUUCGAACCGGAUGAAACUAGAGUAUCGAUAAAUCAAAUGAUUACAGAGAUGACAGAAAGAAAUGAGUUGGAUAUUGUCGAUGAACUUAUUGUUGAAGGCCAAUACACCUGCAUAGCAAACUAUGGACCAUUCUCCAUUCAGUCAGAACCAGUAUCAGUUAGCUUCACAUAUUUAAAUCUUGAAUUAUAUUUAAAGUUACCAAAGUUAGUUUUAAACAAGUUAUCCCAACAACUAAGCAAGAUUAUUACGGCCAACCUGAAUCGCUAUUUCCAAAAUACAUCGUUAUUUCAACUGGCAUCGGAUGUAUUGACCAUAGCAAAGCUAGAGGACACUUUCAAUGGUAGUGUUAUAAUCUAUAAUACAUUAAAAGUUUUCCAAAAAUCAAGAUCUUAUAUACUUACUGAUGAAUUUAUAUUAUCGCAACUACGAAAUCGUUUGAAUGAAAUGAUUGAUACAAACUCUCUUUUUAAUAAUGCGAAUCAAAUUACUCCUGUCGAAAUUCUAAGUUUUUCUUUUAAAGGCGAAUGCGAAGAAGUCAUUACUGAACAUCCUGAAGGAUUUAAAGUAAAAUUCAAUAGGGUAAAAGUAAAUCAUCAGUCUACAACAACACGCUUAUGUUUAGAUGGCAAACCAAUAGGUACAUGUAAUUGUACGAAAGAAAACUAUAAAUAUUCGUGUAAAGAGAAUUUGGAUUUCAGGAGAAAACAAGACUGUUAUCCUACUUCAACAAAUAAUUCUGUUGAAACUGAUACGUUACUGAAACUAUCAUUGAUGAAAAUAAGUAAAAGUAAUAUAGAUGAAUUACUUAAUAAGUCAAAGGAUAUAGUUCAAAGGAUUGACUUGAAUAAACAAGAUUACAUAUAUACUUCUUUAAUAUUAGAAAAUAUUGCACUUUCUCUAAUUAAAUUAAAUCCUAAGCAGAUUGUAAAGAUCACGGAAAUUGCUAACGAAGUGUUAAAAACUCCAUUCAGAAUAAUUGAUGAAGCUCAAAAGACGGCAAAUUCAAGCUCAAUAAUGACUAAUUCUAUUGGAUCUUUAGCGGAAAAUGCUGAAAUAGAUAAACAGCAACUUAAAAUUGUCACACCUAGAAUUUUAAUGUUGAUAGCUGAUACUCAGAAUAAUAAAUCCUCAUUUUUGAAUAAUUCUAUCAGUGGAGUUUAUUUCGAUAGUGACCUAUUUUCCAAUUUAAGUCGUAGAUUUUUUAUGGCAAUUUAUGCUUCGUCAAAGUUUUUUCAAAAUAAUGAUACGGUUUAUCCCAUUGGAAAUGUUAUAAAAGCGUCUCUUGCCAAUGUAAAGAUAAUAAAUCUUGAUCCUCCAAUAACAACAGUUUUCAAACCAUACAGUAAAUAUGAAACUCCUAAAGAGGAUCAAUUGAAAUGUGUAUUUUGGGAUAAGAUAAUUAGCGAUUGGUCAACUGAAGGUUGUUUCUUCGAAACGAUUAACAACGGAAGAAUAUUCUGUCAAUAUAGCCCCGUUUUCUUAUCAAUAAUUACAAAAGUCGGAUUGAUUUUAUCAUCAUGUGGACUUUUUUUCAUUGUACUAUCAUUCGUAAUGUUCAAUUUGAAAUCUAAAACCCUACCAGAAAUCUUUCGUUUUAAUUUAUCAAUAUCGUUAAUAAUCGUUAAUCUAUUAUUCUUAUUUGGUAUAAAUAAGACAGAGGACAAUAAUGUUUGUAUAGCUAUAACAGCCCUGCUGUAUUAUUUCCUACUUGUCUCAUUUGCUUGGAUGCUUGCUGAGGGGAUUUUAGCAUUUAUCCGCUUUGUUAAGGUAUUUGAAAAGAAGUCAAGAAAUUGGGCAUUGAAAGUUAUAUUUUGUUGCUGGUUUAUUCCUUCAAUUCCAAUAAUUUGCAUUGGUGCUAUAGAUAAAGAUACAUUUAGAGGAUACAAAGAAAUACCGCAACAAGCUAAUCAACAGAAGAAAUUUUCAAAAGUAUUCUUCUUGUUAAGAUCAUUUUUGUUCUUUACAUUUUUAAUGGGUUUAACUUGGAUAUUCGGAUUUCUUGGACACAAAGACGCUAAGAUGGCAUUUCAAACUAUAACGACUACUAAAUGUUCAGAACCUAUUGAUGAGGAGGAAGGAUAUGAAGAUUUAAUUUUUGAUAAAUCUAGUCCACACAAUAAUCAAACCUAUUAUCCAUUGCCUCGAAAAAGAAACAAAACUACAGAUAAAGAUCAAGGCCCAACUGAAAAUAUAUAUUACGUGUAUCCUGAUAUUCAUGCAGAUCAAAACGUUACUUACAAAGAUGGACCAAUUUAUGAUAAUAUUACAUAA
Messenger RNA from Dimorphilus gyrociliatus, 6967 nucleotides. The record is from the annotation of a GenBank genome assembly. Lineage: Eukaryota; Metazoa; Annelida; Polychaeta; Dinophilidae.